AGCAUGGUCCAAACAUUCCUCAAGGUGGCCCAGAGCCAAGAGACUCAAGACACGUCGUCUCCCCCUCAUGUCGUCGAGAUUGUCAAGACUGCCAUUGCGAAGAUCCGGGCCGAGGGCGAUGCUGCCGUUCGAGAAUUUUCUGAGAAGUUCGACAAGUGGUCUCCCAAGUCAUUCCGCUUGACUCAGGAGCAGAUCGAUGCAUCCAUUGCGGCUCUGCCGGAGCAGACCGUCAAGGACAUCAAGCAAGUGCAGGCCAAUGUCAGACGGUUCGCGGAAGCCCAGCGGAGCUCUCUCACCGACUUUGAAAUUGAGACGCAGCCUGGUGUCAUCCUCGGUCAAAAGAAUGUCCCGAUCGAGAAGGUCGGAUGCUACAUUCCCGGUGGUCGCUACCCCCUGCUGGCUUCAGCUCAUAUGACUAUUCUGACCGCAAAGGUCGCAGGAUGCAAGAAAGUGAUCGGCUGCACACCGCCCAUCCUUGGUGAAAUCCCCCACGCCUCAGUGGCUGCCAUGCACCUCGCUGGAGCAGAUGAAAUCUACCUUCUCGGAGGUGUGCAAGCUGUUGCUGCCAUGGCGGUUGGCACGGAGACCAUCGACAAGGUCCACUUCUUGGCCGGUCCUGGCAACGCAUUCGUGGCAGAGGCUAAGCGUCAGCUCUUUGGAGAAGUUGGUAUCGACCUCUUCGCUGGACCUACCGAGCUGCUGAUCCUGGCGGAUGCCAAGGCCCGUGCCCACACUGUUGCCUGCGAUCUGCUGUCGCAAGCCGAGCACGGCUACGACACUCCUGUGAUCCUCAUCAGCACGUCAGAGCAGCUGGCAAUGGACGCUAUUGCAGAGGUAGAAAAACAGCUCAAGACCCUCAGGACAGCCGAUGUCGCUUCCAAGUCUUGGGCUGACCACGGUCAAGUCAUCGUUGUCUCGUCCCUAGACGAGAUGUACGCUCUGGCAGAUCAAUUCGCCAGCGAGCAUGUCCAAGUCAUGACGGAGAACCCCCGCGAGGCUCUUACCAAGAUGUCUCACUACGGUGCCCUCUUCUUGGGCGAGAAGACCUGCACCAGCUACGGAGACAAGUGCAUCGGUACAAACCACGUGCUACCUACCCGCAAAGCUGCUCGCUUCACUGGAGGUCUCUGGGUGGGUAAAUUCCUCAAGACUUGUAGCUAUCAGCACGUGAUUGACGAUGAAGCGUCUGGCGAGCUCGGUCGUCUUUGUGGUCGAGCUGCUCGGGCUGAGAACUUCGAGGGACAUGCGCGUAGUGGUGAUGUGAGAGCGCACCUGUACCUUGGCGACAAGGUGGAUUGGAUCCAGUAG
Messenger RNA from Microstroma glucosiphilum, 1308 nucleotides. Its product is annotated as putative histidinol dehydrogenase. The coding region runs from base 4 to 1308 and encodes 434 amino acids. The record is from RefSeq and is a predicted model, not a curated record. NCBI's taxonomy places the organism in Eukaryota, Fungi, Basidiomycota, Exobasidiomycetes, Microstromatales, Microstromataceae. The transcript has 2 exons. Gene Ontology annotation, cellular component: cytoplasm. Gene Ontology annotation, biological process: L-histidine biosynthetic process. Gene Ontology annotation, molecular function: histidinol dehydrogenase activity; metal ion binding; NAD binding.